AUUACUUCACAUAAUUCUUCUUCUUCAUCAUCAAUCUCCACCAUUUCUGCAACUAAAAUUCAGAUUCUAAGCAAAAAUGGCGGCUAACACAUUGAUGAGCUGUGGCAUUGCCACUGCUUUUCCUUCUCUUCUUUCUUCUUCCAAGUCAAAAUUUGCUUCUUCUGUUCCUCUUCCUUAUGUUAAUGGCUCAUCUCGGAUUACCAUGUCUGCGGAAUGGAUGCCCGGCCAGCCCCGUCCUCCUUAUCUCGACGGUUCUGCUCCCGGCGACUUUGGAUUCGACCCUUUGGGACUAGGAGCAGUUCCAGAGAACCUUGAAAGAUUUAAAGAGUCUGAGCUCAUUCACUGCAGAUGGGCUAUGCUUGCUGUUCCUGGGAUCCUAUUGCCAGAGGCCUUAGGAUUGGGGAACUGGGUGAAGGCACAAGAAUGGGCAGCAAUUCCCGGUGGACAAGCAACAUAUUUAGGGCAACCAGUUCCAUGGGGAACACUUCCUACAAUUUUAGUAAUUGAAUUCAUAGCGAUUGCCUUCGUCGAGCACCAACGAAGCAUGGAGAAAGACCCCGAAAAGAAGAAAUACCCUGGUGGUGCUUUUGAUCCCUUGGGCUUCUCCAGGGACCCUGCUAAAUUCCAAGAGUACAAGCUCAAAGAAAUCAAGAACGGUCGGCUGGCAUUGUUAGCAUUCGUAGGAUUCUGUGUGCAACAAUCGGCAUACCCAGGAACCGGACCUUUGGAGAACUUGGCAACUCACUUGGCAGACCCAUGGCACAAAAACAUUGGGGACAUUGUCAUUCCUCCAUCAUUUUAAAGAUACCAAGUCUCAUAUCGUAUCCAUUGUACAAUUUUAUGUAAUCAUCUGUAAUCAAACUCAAUCUCAUAUCUUUUAGCUCCCUAAAUUUAGAAGUGACCCUUUUAUUUUUA
Molecule: messenger RNA, 915 nt
Organism: Mercurialis annua (annual mercury)
Lineage: Eukaryota; Viridiplantae; Streptophyta; Magnoliopsida; Malpighiales; Euphorbiaceae
Product: chlorophyll a-b binding protein 6, chloroplastic
Exons: 4
Coding region: 77-802 (241 amino acids)
Biological process (GO): response to light stimulus; photosynthesis, light harvesting in photosystem I
Cellular component (GO): membrane
Source: RefSeq, a predicted model, not a curated record